This is a messenger RNA of Setaria italica (foxtail millet), 1476 nucleotides long. Its product is annotated as protein DMR6-LIKE OXYGENASE 1. NCBI's taxonomy places the organism in Eukaryota, Viridiplantae, Streptophyta, Magnoliopsida, Poales, Poaceae. Bases 157 to 1200 code for a protein of 347 amino acids. The record is from RefSeq and is a predicted model, not a curated record. The transcript is spliced from 3 exons.
GAAACAGGGUAUCAGACCAAGCUGAAGGCACCAGCACCGCUUCACAUCACCAUUGCACAAGUUAACCACACAGCAACUAGUAAGAUUACUAGCAGGACUGCGUCCAGCCAUCGAGCCCAGCUGCUUAAUUAAUCAGGAAACCUACGCUACGACAGCAUGGCCCCAACCAUUGCCAAGCCUCUCCUCAGCGAUCUCGUGGCGCAGAUUGGGCAAGUCCCAUUGAGCCACGUGCGUCCUGUCGGAGACCGCCCGGACCUCGCGAACGUCGACAACGAGUCCGGCGCCGGGAUCCCGCUCAUCGACCUCAAGAAGCUCAACGGGCCGCAGCGCCGCGAGGUGGUGGAGGCCAUCGGCAGGGCCUGCGGAUCCGACGGCUUUUUCAUGGUGACGAACCACGGCAUCCCGGCGGGAGUCGUGGAGGGGAUGCUGCGCGUGGCGCGGGAGUUCUUCCACAUGCCGGAGUCGGAGCGGCUCAAGUGCUACUCCGACGACCCCAAGAAGGCCAUCCGGCUGUCCACGAGCUUCAACGUGCGCACGGAGAAGGUCAGCAACUGGCGCGACUUCCUGCGCCUGCAUUGCUACCCGCUCGAGAGCUUCAUCGAACAGUGGCCGUCGAACCCGCCCUCAUUCAGGGAAGUGGUGGGCACCUACGCGACGGAAGCGCGAGCGCUGGCGCUGCGGCUGCUGGAGGCGAUCUCGGAGAGCCUGGGCCUGGAGCGGAGCCACAUGGUGGCGGCCAUGGGGAGGCAGGCGCAGCACAUGGCGGUGAACUACUACCCACCGUGCCCGCAGCCGGAGCUCACCUACGGGCUGCCGGGGCACAAGGACCCCAAUGCCAUCACGCUGCUGCUCCAGGACGGCGUCUCCGGCCUGCAGGUGCAGCGCGACGGCCGCUGGGUCGCCGUGAACCCCGUGCCCAACGCGCUGGUCAUCAACAUCGGCGACCAGCUGCAGGCGCUGAGCAACGACCGCUACAAGAGCGUGCUCCACCGCGUGAUCGUCAACAGCGAGAGCGAGCGGAUCUCGGUGCCGACGUUCUACUGCCCGUCCCCGGACGCGGUGAUCGCGCCGGCGGGCGCGCUGGUGGACGACGCCCACCCGCUGGCCUACCGGCCAUUCACCUACCAGGAGUACUACGACGAGUUCUGGAACAUGGGCCUCCAGUCAGCCAGCUGCCUCGACCGGUUCAGACCCGGUUGAACGAUCCAGUGAACGCCGGCCACGAGCAGAGAGAACGUGCAGAAGGUUGUGGCGUGGCCGUCUCCCAUGUGUAAUCUGCAAUAACUGGACUCGGAUUCCCCUCGAGUACGUCCCACGCACACACGUAUGGGACCUUUUUGGAGCGGGUUAGCUGAAAUAUGUCAGAUCAAGUUUUGUAUGGCUGCGAUUGAGACGCAAGGCUCGUUGCAGCGUCUCCCUAAAAAAAUCACAAGGUGUUUAGGUUGAGAGAUUCUCGUGUAAGGUUUGAUUCCUCCA